AGUUUUCACUACUUCCUUUUCUUCAUUCAGCAUUCACACCAAGAGAGAGAUGGGGGCUUGUUUGUCUUGCAACUCAUCCUCCACAUUCAAGAACAUCCGUGUGGUUCAUCUCAAUGGUUAUGUAGAGUACUUUGAGCAAACCAUUUCAGCUAGGGAAGUAAUUGGAUACCCCUCAAACCACUUUGUUUGCACCUCCACUCAGCUUCUUUCAUCCUCUUCAUCAAAAUCAUUGAAUGGAGACACACAUCUCCAACCGGGGCAAGUGUAUUUGAUGCUACCAUACUCAGUGUUGCAACCUGAUGUGUCUCCUGUGGACUUGGCUGGCCUUGCAAAGAGACUCACCACAAUAGCCAAAGCAAGUCCUUUGUCAAGCCAAACAACUCCAACAGUUUGGAGUUCACCCUCCGAGAGUCCUCGCAGAUUUGGGGUUGUAGAGCAAUAUGGUGCUUUGAGUGUGGUGAAUAAAGGAAGAAUCCCUUGUAGAGUUCAAACUUGGAAACCUAUCUUGGACACCAUCACAGAGAAGCCACUCCAUAGGAGAACUGAGUCGGAUUUGCAAGAAGACCUUUCAUGUUAUCGGGGGAAUUAGACAUGCUUGCUUGCAUAUCAGAAAAAAGUUUAUGGGAAAUUACAAAUUUUGUAUAAAUUUGCUUCUCAUUUAGUGAUUUUGUCUCUUGUGAUUUCUAAUCGAUUGUAAAAAAAAGUACUAAUUAAGAGAGUAUUAAGAAGAGUGUGGUUAGUGUUUUUCUUAAAGAAUUAAUUUCAGUAUCUCAUUCUCUACUAAGCUGCACGUACGUAUUGUAUUUACGUACGACUCUUUGGACCUAUGAAUUAUUAUUCACUGGAUAUUGAAGAUUUCAAAUCCAACUAUUAUUUAAACUGAAAGUGAGGUUAGGACUUAGGAGGUUAUCUUGCAAUGUUUAUUUGUCUCCAUGCAAUCUUAGGUUCAAGAUGUAUUGGAAAUAAAGGAGAGUUCAUGUGUCCCACCUUAAGGAAGGUACAGUAUGUACUAUGCAUAUUUAAUUGCAGGCCUUUUCCCAUUUGUUUCGUUGAAUUUGGAGGUUUAGUGAGUUUCGUCGCAGAGUUAGCCGUAUUGGCCUGCAGAUUAUAGAUGUUUAAUUUUAUAUGAAAAACAUAUCAACUUAUUUUAGAAAUAAGUGAUUGUUUAACUUACUCUACUUAGUACAGUAU
Molecule: messenger RNA, 1191 nt
Organism: Cajanus cajan (pigeon pea)
Lineage: Eukaryota; Viridiplantae; Streptophyta; Magnoliopsida; Fabales; Fabaceae
Source: RefSeq, a predicted model, not a curated record